Messenger RNA from Prunus armeniaca (apricot), 348 nucleotides. The record is from the annotation of a GenBank genome assembly. NCBI's taxonomy places the organism in Eukaryota, Viridiplantae, Streptophyta, Magnoliopsida, Rosales, Rosaceae.
AUGAUAACGCGAUCGAAUCUGGCAGAGCAGUUGAGAGAGUAUCAGAUUCGAUCGAAGCAUGACUGGGCCUCCGUCUCCUUCUUCUCCUCCACCUCUAAUCAUACUUUAUCAAGGGAGGGAAGUUUCCCAAAUUGUUGUCUGCAUUCUCUAAACGAAGUUCCAACAAAUAGGAAAAGGGCAUUUGCGACUUGCUUUUCUCUUACUAUGCAUAGCAAUGCUUUUGCUUUUGUGCAUAAAAAUUACCAAGCAAGUGAGAUUGGCGAGGAAAAAGAAACGAAGGAUGCUUCUUCCCUUAUCUAUGUAAUACUAGAUGACACAUACUACCCAACCUUAUGGUGUAAAUCUUGA